CGUCGCUCUUUCCUCUUCUCCUCCUGCUCACCAACCGCACCGAGUCGACUGUGAUUAAUGACAACCUACCUACCUCGCUGUCGCUGUCAUCACCAUCGACAUCGCUGACCCUACUCUUCCAGACUUGAACCUCGACUGAUUGGUUUUUUUGGAAGGAAGUGAAGGAUUUGCUCUCUCUCAGAAGCGCCACCGUACCGUGCUGCUGCGUGCUGGCUGGUGCACGGCUACAGAUUACCCAACCCCAUUUACGGGAACGAAUCCAUCAUCUACCACUAUCGAACGAGUCCCCUCACCACUAGGUUGCGAUGUCACCUUUAAUUGCCCACCGCCCUCCGCUCGAGGCCGUAGCCGAGUCGGAGUCCUAUACCGACAGGCCGACGAGAGGUGGCCCGAGGAAGUUUUAUGAACUGAAGGUUCUGCAACAACCCGAGCGUGCGCGAGCAUGUGGUUCUGGCCUGAAGUCUGCCGCCGACCGUCGUCCUGUCGACCCACCUCCCGUUGUACAGCUGCAUGUUUACGAGGGCCCCACGAGAGAAGAAGCGCGAGACAUCACUUUCAGCUACAAGGCAAACUUCUUUCUGUUCGCCGAACUCUGCCCUGCUCGCCCCAUGGCUCAUGGGCGCGUCAAUACCCCCGCUGCGGCCCUGGCUCCUGUGUUGACGGGUAUGCCUGUGUCCGGGAUGGCCUACCUGGACCGACCUACCGAAGCUGGCUACUUUUUGUUCCCCGACCUGUCAGUUCGUCAUGAGGGACGCUACGUCCUGGUCUUUCAUCUCUACGAGGAUAUCAAGCAAGAUGAGGACCGCGAUCUCGAAGGUGAUUCAUCCGACGAGGCCAUCAAUCCGAGCUUUCUGUACAGAAUGGCCGUCAAGUCUGUGCCUUUCAGUGUCUUUAGCGCCAAGAAGUUCCCAGGUCUUACGGAGAGCACGAGCCUGAGCAAGACCAUAUCUGAGCAGGGCUGCCGUGUAAGAAUCCGUCGCGACGUUCGCAUGAGGAGGCGUGACGGCAAACCCACCGGAAACGAAUUCGAGAACAACCCCGAGAAUGAGUACAGGAACGGCAGGAGGACGCAAACCCCCGAGAUACGAAGCAACGCCGAACAAUACCGAGCUCGAUCGUCUAGCAACAGCAGCGAACACCGCGCUGCAUACCCGCCGGUCCCUGAGCGGAGGCCUUCCAUUGUUGAGACGUUCCAGGCCCCGCCACCACCGCCGCCGCCCAUGUCGUAUGGCCCGGCACCAUCAACCAACGUUCAUCUGCGAUUUGGAUCCGAUGCCUCCAUUGCCCCGUACCCCCCUCACCAGUACGGACAACCUGCAGUCCAGCCGCCGCCCAUUUCACCGACCACGGCUUCCUACCAGUCGAGCCAGCCUUCACCGUAUCACCCAAACUCCGGUUACGUCUACUCCAGUCGGCCCAGCUCUCAGUACGCAGCGAGCAACCCGCCGCCAACACCACGCGAUGCCUACGACCGACGUCCAUCUGCCACGGUAAUGCCGCCAUCUCCUUCCGUCUAUGGCUCUGCUCACGGCCCCAAGGACAUGGACAUGGCCAGGCGUGAGCCCGACUACAGGAGAGACUCGUUGCCCCCUCGGCAGCUGGCCCCUGUGUCAGAGGCCCCCUCACAGAUGGGCACCAAGCUUCCGCCCAUGCUUCCCUCUAUCGAGAGGCUUACGUCGGUGCCCUCUCACUUGACAGGCCGUACUGAGCCCAUUGAGGCCGCUCCUGUUUCGAUGUACGACCAGUUGCCGGAGGUUGCCCGUGCAGGCGCUAAGCGUGGCUACGGAGAUACGUUCGUCGAGGACACGCGUCCUCUGUUUGACAGACAACGCCAACAAGACGUCCACCACGCCAGCGCUCUUUAUAAUCAACGCUUCUUACCGACAGAAAACAUGGAGUACAAGCGUGCUGAUGGCUCAUGCAAGCUUAGGCAAAACAACUCGUAUUUGCCUUGAGCAGGUGUGGCACUUUUCGCGUUCUGGUAGCUUCUCUUUGGGUAUUUUUUUCUUAUUCUUUGGAAAGGGAUAUAUCCGGCAUCAGGCGUUCCGGGGCAACGAGGUGUACGGACGGAAGGGUCAAUUGCCUACUGAACUUUUAAAUCAUCGGCGGCGUACCUCGCGCAUUUUCUUAUAUUUGAUCUGCGCACAUUAACAUUUCGACACUACCUGAUCAUUACGGCUGGUUUUUUUUUUUUUAGCCACGAGCGAUCGGACUUCUUUCUUCCCAUGUGUUAUUUAUCAUUCCAUUUCGGCAGGACGGCCUUUGUUGCUGGGGCCUUGGCACUAUUCAGAUUGGCCUCUAAAACGAAAGGAAUGUCAGGCCCAUGAAGAUGUGCGUCAAAUCGCAACUGUUAGUCGGCCAAUGAGUAACAAGGGCAAAGGGACGUGGGACUUGGGCUAGCUUCACAUGUAUUUAUUUCUUGCUGCUUCUGCGUAGAAAAAUGGAGACGUCCAGCACUUAAGAUUUGCUUGGAUCA
Molecule: messenger RNA, 2476 nt
Organism: Colletotrichum destructivum
Lineage: Eukaryota; Fungi; Ascomycota; Sordariomycetes; Glomerellales; Glomerellaceae
Product: Putative velvet factor
Exons: 3
Coding region: 306-1955 (549 amino acids)
Source: RefSeq, a predicted model, not a curated record